Molecule: messenger RNA, 7215 nt
Organism: Corythoichthys intestinalis (scribbled pipefish)
Lineage: Eukaryota; Metazoa; Chordata; Actinopteri; Syngnathiformes; Syngnathidae
Gene: dzank1
Product: double zinc ribbon and ankyrin repeat domains 1
Exons: 12
Coding region: 176-1336 (386 amino acids)
Biological process (GO): eye photoreceptor cell development
Source: RefSeq, a predicted model, not a curated record
UGCUUCAAGAUGGCCGCCGGCUACGUUUCAACUCCUACUUUAGGCAUCUAGUUCGAUCUAAGCGGUAGCUAGGGUUGUUGCUAUGGCGACGCAAACAAAGUUAACAGCCGGCCGUGCGCGUACGUACUGUUAAACGAGGUUAUCCCCGAGGCACGACUCCGAAUCGGACGUCAUCAUGGCGGUUUUGGCACCGCGCAUCAUUCCCAUCAUGCAAUGGGACAAGCCGCCGUCAUCAAAGAACCACGUUGACAGCAGCACGCCCGUGUGCAUUCAGUCCGACACGGGCACCGCGCAAAUUUUCUACACGCUGGACGGUUCCAAGCCUCAGUGGGCGUCUUCGGGAAGCGGCGGGCGCCGCUACGUUUCCCCUUUCCUGCUGCCCGCCGGUCGAGUGUGCGUCAGAGCUGUGGCCGUCAGUAGUGACGGCAGCGAGAGCGCCACGGUCACCAAAGCCUUCAUCGUGCGAGAGGCGCCCCCAGGUGGAGAUUCUACACCAAAUUCUAAAGGGCUCCCCGUGCGUGAGGAAGCGCCGAGAUACACGAGCGCCACAUCGUCAGAGGACGCUCGCUUCCUUAGGCGUGCGCCAUUUUCGUGCACGGUGUGCGGCGCUCCCUUGCCGCAACGUGUGACUCCCCCUGCUGAUGGCCAGAAGGUGUGUUGCGUGUUGUGCGACAGUCCGGUUCCUGUGGAGGCUCUCGUUCGGAUGGGCCACGCCCACACACAGAUAUUUCCCGAGAGGACGUUGUCGUGCCCCAACUGUCGACGUGGCAAUCGCGCGGACGCCCGCUACUGCGACCGGUGUGGCGCCGAGGUGCUCGUCCGGCGCGAGCCCGCCACGUACGAGACGUGCGCCGGCUGCGGGGCCGCCGUCCCUCCGCAAGCCGUCAACUGCAUCGUCUGCGGCCUCUUCCCGGACGCUGCGCCCGCUUUCUGUCACCGUGUGGUUACAUCUAGUUGCCAGGAUGAAAAUUGCUCAAAUGCGCCCGCUUCCCGCCAGACGCAGACGUCGCCCGCCGAGCUCCGGCGGACGGAGACCAGAGCCGCCGCGCGGUCGGCGACCGAUCGGCGGGGACGUCCACCGCGUUCCGCCAUCAGCCCGGGAAGAGGUUACUGGAGGCAGCAAGUGGAUCACGUGUGCGCCCACCUGAGGAGUUUCGCCCAGAACGACACCCCCUUCAGGACUCUGCUUGGAGAGCCGCGUCUAGGCCGGAUGACCUCAGCGGUGCUACGCGAGGACGCCCACCAGGUCAGCCUGAUCCUUAGCUACACCGACGUCGGACGGCGAACCCUACGGGACGGCGUCACGGCUCCCCUGUUCAGCGACAACGUUAAAUGAGUUUGGAAAAGGGGAAGCAAAGGAAGCAUGAUGUAAAUCCGAAUGCUAAUGGGAUUGAAGAAAUUUUGUUCAUGUGAACAUACCCAACGAGACGGCGCUCAAAACUGCUUUUCCAGGUCGAGGCAGCUGACGAUCGUUCAUUUGGAGGGAACGGUUCACGCGAAGGAUGCAACAAUAUAAUCAAUCGGAAUAAUAUCUUUUCUUGUAUUUACUGUUUGAGUGUUUGUAUUACUCUAACGUACCCAAUAUAAAAUAAAUAGCAUUUUAUAUCAUAGUUUAAGGAAAUCAAGCAGAUUAUAGGGCAUAAGAGAUACAUGCAGGCAUGAAAAUGGGUCAGGGGUUAAAAAGGAGAGAAGGGUGUGGAGGACAUAUGUUCCGGCGUUCUGCCAAAAUAUCUACAUUGGCGAAAUGUCCUAUAUGAGGCAAAUUUGACACGCAAAGUACUACCGUGAACUCUCAACUUGUUUUGUUUCGAUGCAUACAGGGAGAAUGUACAAAAAAAAUGCCUUAAUAAAAGACUUAAAUGUAGUUAUAUCAAAUAAGGACGGUUUAAAUACGCUACGUGACUAAUGUGGUCAACUGCUUUAAAGAGCAUACGACAUGAGAAAAAGUCUUAAAUGGCAUUAUUAUGUGAAUUAGAAUCAUAUUUUGAGACGAUUCGACUAUAUAAAACAAUUUAACAAAGCGCAGAUGACGAGAAAUUAGUCUUUUAAUCUGCUGAUUAGCCACGCCUACCAUUAUAGGGCUUUAGCGUCCCCAACAGGUGGAUGACGUCAGCGGUAGACUGGGCUCAUCGGUUUUACUAUUCAGCCCAUUGAGGGGGAAUUAUUCAGAACGAGGAAAACGCGACGACGAGAGCCGCAAAAUGUCAUUGUUUCAGUCUCUCUACUCCAAUAUUUUUACAGGAUAUUCUUUUUAUCCAAGUAUUUUUCCCCAAUAGCUAAAUAAAUGGCUUGAGAAGGACCAGUCAGCCCGUCGAGGGGGAACUAUUCACAACGAGGAAAACGCGACGAAGAGAGCUGCAAAAUGUCAUUGUUUCUGUCUCUUUACUUCAAUAUUUUUACAGGAUAUUCUUUUUAUCCACGUAUUUUUCCCCAAUUGCCAAGUAAAUGGCAUGGUCAUGACAAAUAACAGUCUUGUGCUAAAUAGGAUAUGAAAUCAUAAAAAUGCACUUAUUCAGGACGACAUGGCAAAAUGACUCUAUAAUGGUCAAAACUGUCCACUUCACCUUUACUGUCGCACCUCCCGAACGAUAUUUUAUGACACCUAAAUCGCGCUUAUGUCAUUUCCCUUCCCCGGCUUCGGAGAAUGUAAACAAACCAAGAGGCGUGACAGCUAGCCGACAUGCUAACCCGAACCGAGUGAUGUUUCAAAGUCUUCGAAGUGGAAAAUCACACCUAACUAGCCCGGAACUUUUGACAUGACGACUGGGUUGUCGAUUGUCUUUGUGGCUCGGCAAAACGCCCGGCGGAGAGCAAUUUACAAAUCGUUCCCCGGAGGAAGGCGGCUGCAGUUGUUGUGCAGCUAACGUGCAGCUAAUGUGCAUGAGGAGAGCUUUUUACAUGCCUAUCAAUGAUCAAACGUAAGUAGUCCUUUAUUUAAAGAAAGUUUGUAGUGUUUACUUUGUAAUCGCUGUAUUGGUAUUUGACAUAAUACAAAAAACGAUGUUUACGCACUUCGUCGUAAGUCCCAUGGUCCCACAGUCAUAGGGCUUGUUUUGGCCAAUAUCCACCGGUGAAUGGGAACCUUUUGAAACCCCAAAAAGGUGCACACGUUUCUCCCUCAUACAGCAAGAUUUUUCUAAAGCCGUUUGGCUGGCGUGAUGCGAAAAAUAAACGUAUUAAUCCGCAAAAUCAGCUGAAUCCUUAGUCCUUCUCAUACAACAGUACAGCUGUAUAGUGAAGAGGACUCCUUCUACUCUACACGUCACAGCGCCCUCUUUCUCAACUCGAGACUAUUGCCGGAAGUCACUCAUUUUCAUGCCGCGGGAUUCAAAAAACUAAAUAAAUAUAGCCAUUGCUUCCACACACAUCCAAGCGGUCCAUUUCAUUCAGGAGCAUAAAAUCCUGCGUGUAUUAUGAAAUAAACAUGCUUUGUCGUGUCACAGGCACUUUAAGGAAAACAAGCAGAUUAUAAGACAUAAGAGAUACAUGACACCUUCUGACCACAGAAACCCAAAACGUGCGUCAGGAGGCUGACCUAUCAAGAUUGACGCUGACUGGCAGGUGAUAAGUAAGACAUCUACAAGCCCACGUCUACAACACCAAAUCCCGUCCAGAACAAAUGGUGGGAUGUCCUGUACUACCACAACACCCGAUAACAAAAACAAGUUUGAAAGCUUGGCACCUCUUAAGACGGUGAGGCGUACCAGACCUCCCACCUCAGUUGACACACGAACUUGACCGCCCAAAUCUGAAACAGAACACUACCAAAACACACCCUUCUUCCUGCCCACGCGAGAGCCUUCAAAAAGGCAAUGUUUAACUAAUGGUUGACAUUUUUCUCGGGAACCUUUUGUUGAAUUGUCAUAUGGUGACCUUGGAACGAGUCCGCCUCCUCGCCUGAGUCUGUUUCGCCUUGCCAUUUGAUCGCUGUCAACCUGAAUAAAUUGUCACCUUGUACUUCGAAACCUUUUCCAGCUUUCAAAAUGCAGUCAGUACAAAGGGUUAAGACUAGGGUUGUUCCAAUCAUGUUUUUUUGCUCCCGAUCGUUUUAGUUUGAGUAUCUGCCGAUCCCGAUAUUUCCCCAUCCGAUUGCUUUUUUUUUUUGCUCCCGAUUCAAUUCCAAUCAUUCCCGAUCAUUUUUCCGAUCAUAUACAUUUUGGCAAUGCAUUAAGAAAAAAAUGCAUAAAACUCAGACGAAUAUAUACAUUCAACAUACAGCACAUAAGUACUGUAUUUGUUUAUUAUGACAAUAAAUCCUCAAGAUGGAAUUUACAUUAUUAACAUUCUUUCUGUGAGAGGGAUCCACGGAUAGAAAGACUUGUGACUUUGUAUAUUGUGACUAAAUAUUGCCAUCUAGUGUAUUUGUUGAGCUUUCAGUAAAUGAUACUGUAGCCAUGCCCAAAUGCAUGAUGGGAAGUGGAACCAUGACUGUGCGUAGUGCUACCAAUUGAUAUAUCUUCUCUGCGUUGGGAAAUAAUAUAGGGUGUUAAGAAAAAGAUUAAUUACUACCUUGCUUCCCCACAUUGCUUCCCACGAUAUUUCUAAUCGUAGGGAGAGGGACUGUAAGGCUUUAGCCAAUUAAAAAAAGGCUUCAAAGGCUGCCAAAAUUUACUCUACUCAUUCUACGCUGUCUUGUAUCUCUCUAUAUAGGUAAAACGGCGCCAUUACAGAUUGAGCGCGACAGUGCGUGAGUGGGUUGUGCAGCACAUGCAUUAAUUGCAUUAAAUAUUUUAACGUGAUACAUUUUUUAAAAAAUUAAUUACCGCCAUUAUCGGGAUAAAUUUGAUAACCCUACCUUAAGCAAAAACUAAAGACUCUGGAUGAGUGUAACAUGUUAUGUCUGUAACGUUAAAUACAGUUAGAAAACGAUUUAAUGAAAUAAAAUAUACCGUAAUUUUCGCACUAGAAGGCGCACCUAAUCAUGGUAAAAUGGUAAAUGGACUGUACUUAUAUAGCGGAUUUUUUUUUGCAUGUUUACCAUGCCCAAAGCGCUUUACAUUAGCACACAUUUACCCGUUCACGCACACAUUCACACACCAAUGGGGCUGCUGCCAUGCAAGGCGCUGUCAACGCAUUGGAGGCAAAUCAGGGUUCAGUGCCUUGCCCAAGGGCACUUCGACAGUGGGCAGUCGUAGCCAGGAAUCGAACCACUGACCCUUCGGUCCAAGGACAACUCUAGCUACCAACUGCGCCACGGCCGCCACCCACCAAAUUUGACCCGAAAACGGCAUUUGUUCAUAGAUAAGCCGCACUGCUGUCCUGUAUCAUGGGAUAUUUACACCAAAAGAUAUUAACCGGUAACACUUUAUUUGACAGAUGCAUCAUAAGACUGUCAUAAGACCAAAUGAUCCAACAUGUAACUUUGAACCAAUUCGCUUGAAAGCUUCAUUGCUACAAGAAACCUUAUUUGGCCAUCACUGCUCCUUUGGGGGAGACAGUCAACCUCUGCGACCACCUGCUGUCAACACUCUUUUUGUCCAACAUGCCUCCUAGCAUGCAUUGCAGCGCUGCAGAUAUAAAUUACAAUUUCAAUUCAUGUUCUGUGCUAAUUAUUUCUUCAGUUACUGUUCCAGUUGUUUCAUUAAUGGCUAGUUAUGGAAUUUGGUAACACUUUAUUUGACAGUGGUGCCAUAAGACUGACAUUAGACAAUCAUAGUUAUGACAUAAGACUGUCAUGAGCAUCAAUGAGUGCUUAUAACAGAUGUCAUUUAGUGUUAUUGGGCAAAUUAUCUCACUUUUGAAUGGAUGUAAAAGCUCCGAGCUGGGCAUUAAUGGAAUUUUGCUGAUGACACUUAAUAAUUAUCGCUAGAAUGCCCAGGUGAGGUCCAUUUGGACUUUCCCAAUACAAAUACCUAUGCUCCAGAAUUCUCUGGGACUUCUAUUAAUGACAUCUGUCAUAAGCAUUCAGUAAUGCCAAUGAUAGUGUCAUGUCAUAAUCAUGAAGUUCUUAUGAACAAAAAUAAAUCAACAAAUAAGCCGCACUGGACUAUAAGCCGCAGGAUUCAAAAUGAAGAAAAAAAGUAGCGGCUUGUAGUCCGAAAAUUCCGGCAUAUAUUAAAAAAAGGCAUGUCCGAUAUUUUUUUGCCGAUUCCGAUACUUUGAAAAUGACGUGAUCGGCCUGGUUGUUGGUGUCCCGCCAGCCCGGGUCCGGUGGUUUGGCUGCCAUGAUUCUGGCAAUCUAGCUUGAAGGUCAGAUUCCUUCAACCGGUAACAGUUUAUUUGACAGCGGCAUCAUACAAUUGUCAUAAAACCAAAUGAACCACCAUGAAGCUUUGAGCCAAUUGGCUGCAAUGCUUCAAGAAGCUUCAUUUGGCCAUCACUGCUCCCUUACGGGAAACAGUCAACCUCUGCUGCCACCUGUUAUUAACACUGUUGUCGGCCAACAUGCCUCCUCGCAUGCAUUGCAGCGCUACCGAUGUAAAUAACAGUCAAAAUUCAUGUUCUGUGCUAAUUAUUUCUUCAGUUUCUGUUCCAGUUGUUUCAUUAAUUGCUAGUUAUGUAAUUUGGUAACACUUUCUUUUACAGUGGCGCCACAAGACAGUCAUAAUUAUGAUAUGACACUGCCAUGAACAUUAAUAAAUGCUUAUGACAGUUAUCAUUUUGUGUCAUCUGGCAAAUGAUCUCACUUUUUUUGAAUGGAUGUAAAAAAUCCCAGCUGGACAUAAAUCGAGUUAGUGACAUAAUUCAAAAUGAAGGGAAAAAGUAGUGUCUUAUAGUCGGAAAAUUACAGUAGUUGUUUUAAAGAAAAUCAGUAAGUCAUUGACACCAUUUAUAUUAACGCUUUGCCCACUAGAAAAACAAUGUCAAUCAUCAACACUUUUUUUUUUAAUUUAAAUGAACAUGACUUUUUUCUGCUUUGUGUACUGAAAAAAAUCUUUUUAUGUUACAUAUUCAAAACCUUUAUUAAUAACUCGAACAAGCUUUAUGCACUUAAAACAGUACAAUUGCAGAAUUGAGUUAAGUCAGGAAGGAAGGAAAUAGUCAUCCAUUGUGUCUUCAUUGUUACUUUUUUACAACAUGAUGAAAACAACUUCAAGUGAAAUUGUGAAGGUACAGUCAUCCCUCGUUUUUCGCAGUUAUUAUAAAAAUAAUCGUUAAUGACAGCAAUAGUUUACAAUCUCACCGCUCGGGUCCCGCCGCCGCACUCUCCGUACGUUCGGGAAACGAAGAUAAGAAGCGACGUGCGAAGGCCUCGGCCCACCUUAGCGCGCCGAC